Molecule: messenger RNA, 1743 nt
Organism: Pyrenophora tritici-repentis Pt-1C-BFP
Lineage: Eukaryota; Fungi; Ascomycota; Dothideomycetes; Pleosporales; Pleosporaceae
Product: SPS1, Serine-threonine protein kinase
Biological process (GO): peptidyl-serine phosphorylation; intracellular signal transduction
Molecular function (GO): protein serine/threonine kinase activity; ATP binding
Source: RefSeq, a predicted model, not a curated record
AUGAAGGGCGUACACAUCUCAAACUAUGACAUCGUUCGUGUUCUUGGAAAGGGCAGCUUUGGCGUUGUUCGCCUUGUCCGCGAAAAGAGCGACAACUGUGGCAAUCUGCGAGGAAGCAUCUGUAGCAUGGGAUAUCCCGACGGAUCCUUGACACCAAAGGAUGAAAAGUCCUCGCAAGCCAUCCGCAAAAACAAGCAGGUCUUUGCUAUGAAGGUCAUCAGAAAGUCUGACAUGCUUCGCAACAGCCAAGAGGGGCAUUUGCGCGCAGAGCGAGAUUUCCUUGUCGCUUCCGAGAAUUCUCGAUGGGUAGUACCUCUUGUUACUGCCUUCCAAGACAACAACAACCUAUAUCUUGUCAUGGAAUACAUGAUGGGAGGCGAUUUCCUGGGUCUGCUUCUUCGAGAAGAUGUCCUAGAUGAGAGCGUCGCCAAGUGGUAUCUUGCAGAGAUGAUACUCUGCGUCGAAGAGGCUCACAAGAUGAAUUGGAUUCAUCGUGAUGUCAAACCUAACAACUUUCUCAUCACCUCGUCUGGUCAUCUCAAGAUCUCCGACUUUGGCCUCGCCUUUGACGGUCACUGGGCUCACAAUCAAACAUACUACAACGAACAACGCUACGGCCUACUCCGUGACCUGGACCUGCAUGUCGAAGGCGAUGCAAUUGAUGUUGAGGAAGAGAGGAAUCGCAGAAACGCUCGCGAUGCCAUGGAAAUCAUUAAUGGCGCUGCAACACCGCGCGGGCGUCAUCAGCCCAAAGAGGAGUCUCCGAACGGGCCCAUCAUCGACUGGCUGAAUCGUGAACAGCGACGCCAAUUCGCAAGGAGCGUUGUAGGUACAAGUCAAUACAUGGCACCAGAAGUCAUCCGAGGCGAGCACUAUGACGGUCGCUGCGACUGGUGGAGCAUCGGUGUAAUUUUAUACGAGUGUCUCUACGGUUGCACACCCUUCUUCUGCGACAAUCGCCAAGCCACCAAAGCCCGCAUACUCGAUCACAGACGCUGGCUACGCUUCCCAUCUGACCAGCGGUAUGCCCGCCCAAACAUCGAUCGCGUGCCUCUCAUGUCGGUGUCCCACAACGCCAUCGACCUCAUGAUGAGACUGCUCGAGGAGCGACAAGAUCGUCUCUCAGCUAAGCGAUACCGCGAGAACGACUGGGUCCUCCGUGAUAAAGCGGCUGGUACGCGACGGCACCGGAGUAGCAAUACUUGUGGGCAUAUCGUGUAUCCCAACGAUGCUGAUGAUAUCAAAUCCCAUCCCUUUUUUCGCAACAUCCACUGGUCCUCGCUCCAUAUAACUCGUCCGCCAUUCGUCCCUCGCGUACACAGCGGCCAGCCCAUUACCAAAUACUUCGACGACGAGGCCGAAAUCAUGAGCGCGUCCGAUCACCUCGACUCCUCCAGUUAUGAGAUCCGUGAGGGAUUGGUGGUCCCCGUUGCCGUUGGCGAGGACAAAACCACACCACCCCUUCAACCUGCCAGCAAACCCAACGAAAACGUAACGACACAUGGCGUAUUCCGCCAAUCGCUCGACAACAUAAAGAGGCGGAAGCGUGAGAAGAAGAGGCCACGAGACAAGCUCCUCCGCGAUCCGGUGGUUGGUCGCACUGUGUUGGAAAUACGGAAGAAAGGUGCUUUUGUAGGGUAUACGUAUCGCAGGCCGAGGUUUUCGCUGCCGGAGCUGGAGGAGAGAAUUGAUGUGGCGAGGGUGCAGGGUACAAGGGGUGGGAUCUUUGCUGCUAGUGCUUGA